This is a messenger RNA of Bubalus bubalis (water buffalo), 1410 nucleotides long. RefSeq names its product abhydrolase domain containing 10, depalmitoylase (gene ABHD10). Gene Ontology annotation, cellular component: mitochondrion. Gene Ontology annotation, biological process: protein depalmitoylation. Bases 48 to 1076 code for a protein of 342 amino acids. Gene Ontology annotation, molecular function: palmitoyl-(protein) hydrolase activity; hydrolase activity, hydrolyzing O-glycosyl compounds. The record is from RefSeq and is a predicted model, not a curated record. The transcript is spliced from 5 exons. Lineage: Eukaryota; Metazoa; Chordata; Mammalia; Artiodactyla; Bovidae.
GUGCGCAUCUCCGUAGGCGGGCGCAGGGCGUAGGGGCUGCUGGGAAGAUGGCGGGGGUGGGCCUGGCGGCCAUGGCCGCUUGGGUACCUUGUCGCAGGUCGGGCUGGGCGGCAGUCACUUUCGGCUUCCACCAUGGUCUCAGCACGUUACUUGCACGGAACACCGAGCGGGCGCCACAGUGGCUCCGAGGUCAGUGCCCGAAAGACUGGAGUAAGACGCGUUCUUUCGAACAUAUCGGAUUUCGGCGGUUCCUGUCCCGUGCGUUUUUGGCGCUCCGUUCAGAAAUCCUCUUUCCAGCUUGCAGACACAAGACAUCAAUCUCUUUCCUUAGUCGACCAGACCUCCCAAACCUGGCUUAUAAAAGGCUAAAAGGCAAAAGUCCAGGAAUUAUCUUCAUCCCUGGCUAUAUUUCUAAUAUGAAUGGUACAAAAGCAUUGGCGAUUGAGGAGUUUUGCAAAUCUCUAGGUCACGCCUAUAUAAGGUUUGAUUACUCAGGAGUUGGAAACUCAGAUGGUAACUUAGAAGAAUGCACGGUGGGAAAGUGGAGAAAAGAUGUUCUUUCUAUAAUUGAUGACUUGGCUGAAGGACCACAGAUACUGGUUGGAUCCAGCCUCGGUGGGUGGCUUAUGUUUCAUGCUGCAAUCGCACGGCCACAAAAGGUUGUUGCUCUCGUUGGCGUAGCGACAGCUGUAGAUGGCCUGGUGACACAAUUUAAUCAGCUUCCUAUUGAGACAAAAAAGGAAAUAGAGAUGAAAGGUGUGUGGCCCAUGCCAUCAAAAUACAGUGAAGAAGGAGUUUAUCGCAUUCAGUACAGUGUCAUUAAAGAAGCCGAGCACCACUGCUUGUUACAUAGUCCUAUUCCUGUGAAGUGUCCCAUAAGAUUGCUCCACGGCAUGAAGGAUGAUAUUGUACCGUGGCAUACAUCUGUGCAGGUCGCUGACCGAGUAGUUAGCACAGAUGUAGAUGUCAUCCUCCGAAAGAAUAGUGAUCACCGAAUGAAGGAAAAAGCAGACAUUCAACUUCUGGUUUACACUAUUGAUGACUUGAUUGAUAAGCUUUCAACCAUAGUUCACUAGAAUCACAACUUUAGUUAGUGUGCAAAGGAAUGGAUCCAGAAGAUGGAAGAGAGUAACAGAUGAAAGACCUUGAUACUUAGAAGGCUUUUCCUCUUCUCUGUACUUUGUAAAUAUCAUGUGAGUAUUUAUCUAAUGAUGGAUUUUCACAAGUGAUACAAAUUGUGAAGAAAGUGCCAGCUGCUGUUUGAAAAAUGUUCUCCCUCCUCAAUCCCUGAUUUUUUUUCAUUAAAAUAUUUCCUAUUUUUUUAUUCAAGAAAUGUUUACCUUCUGAAUGCUUAUGUUAACUAUGCCAGCUCUUACUUAGAUUUGCUAAUAAAGCUUAAUUUGUUUUUUA